AUGUCUUUGGAAGGCCUUGACAUCUCUCAUCCUGUCACUGUCUCAGGAAAACAUUUUCACCAGGUUGUUCGGGUUCCAGCGGUAGCCUCAAGUUCUUUUGAUUGGACUGUCCAAAUUUCUGGCAAUUCAAAGGACCAUCUCAAUCAGGCUCUGUCUGCUAUCGCCAAGGAGACAGGGCACUCGAUCGGGAACAUGAAAGACAAGACGGUUUUGGAGGACAUGGGUGUUGACUCUGUGAUGAGCGUUGCAACACUUGAUGCAACAAUCGAGACUAUUAAGAAGAAGAGCAGCAGCAGCAUCACGCUGCCAGCGACCGUUUUCAGCGUUCAUCCUACAGCAGGCGCGAUGAGGACAGCGCUUGAUGAUAUGGUCGAGUUUGAAGCCCCUAAGUCGUCGCAAAUUGUAAGACUUGACGAUAGGCAUAGCCGCCAUCAGCAAAGAUCGUAA
Exophiala aquamarina CBS 119918 is the source of this 447-nucleotide messenger RNA. RefSeq lists its product as uncharacterized. Bases 1 to 447 code for a protein of 148 amino acids. Lineage: Eukaryota; Fungi; Ascomycota; Eurotiomycetes; Chaetothyriales; Herpotrichiellaceae. The transcript has a single exon. The record is from RefSeq and is a predicted model, not a curated record.